GGGCAGGGACUCGGCCGCCAUUGUUUUGAAAACCCCUCCCUUUCUCCUUGCAAAGAGGGCGCGAGGCCACGUUAUCCUUCCCGCUCCUUAAACCCUGAACCCUCAGAGAGAGAGAGAGCGAGAGCGAUGAUCAGUCUGACGCUAAACAGUCCUCUGAGGAUCAACAGAGAGCUCCCUUGCCGUCUGAAUGGCGUUUCGGCGGCAUCUAGAAAGAGUUUCUCGGUGAGAUGCCGUCGUUCAGACUCGUUCGAGUCGCAGAAGUUCACACGAGAUUCCGAUGACGUGCUUCCCGGAAGCCAAACAUCAGGUUCACUAGCAAGAGUCUUUGUUGGACAUUCUAUUUUUAAGGGAAAAGCUGCCUUGACAGUAGAACCAAGGGCACCAGAAUUUGCUUCUUUGGAUUCAGGAGCAUUUAAACUUUCAAGAGAAGGCUCUGUUAUUUUACAAUUUGCCCCUGCAGUAGGUACUCGACAAUAUGAUUGGAACAGGAAACAGGUUUUCUCACUUUCAAUCACAGAGAUUGGAACUCUAAUCAGUCUUGGCAUGAGGGAUUCUUGUGAAUUUUUUCACGAUCCUUUUAAAGGGAAAAGUGAUGAAGGAAAGAUCCGAAAAGUUUUAAAAGUGGAGCCUUUCUCGGAUGGCACUGGUUACUUCUUUAAUUUGAGUGUUUCCAAUAAGCUACAGAAUGUGGAUGAGAGCAUUUACAUUCCUAUAACGAAGGCAGAGUUCACUGUUCUUAUUUCAGCCUGCAAUUUUAUCUUGCCAUACCUCAUGGGUUGGCAAGCAUUUGCUGAGACGAUUUCUCCAGAGGACUCUGUUCGUUGGACAAAUUCACAACAGCAACCUGCUGCUGAUUUAGAAUGGAACAGGUGAUCUACCGGUCUGCUUGUGGCUUUCUGUAAAAGAACGAAGAUAAAGCAAAUAGAAGAGAAAGAAUCUUGUUAUCUCAAACAUGGGGCUGCUGCUGUAAGCUCAUGUUGCAUAGAUGUCAUUUUGUAAGUUACUGAUGGAAAGGAUUAAACUAGUUACUGCUCUGCUGGUGGACAGUUCAUGCUCAUGGAAGUUGUCUUCACAAGGAAAAUUUUGUGUACUUUACUGCCUUUUUAUACAGCCACUUGAGCAGGUCUGUGAAGCUCC
Messenger RNA from Nymphaea colorata (pocket water lily), 1137 nucleotides. RefSeq names its product single-stranded DNA-binding protein WHY1, chloroplastic-like. The coding region runs from base 127 to 873 and encodes 248 amino acids. Gene Ontology annotation, biological process: regulation of DNA-templated transcription; defense response. The transcript is spliced from 7 exons. The record is from RefSeq and is a predicted model, not a curated record. Lineage: Eukaryota; Viridiplantae; Streptophyta; Magnoliopsida; Nymphaeales; Nymphaeaceae. Gene Ontology annotation, molecular function: single-stranded DNA binding.